UAUUGAUAAGUAUUAUGUAUGUAGUAGUAUGACCUGAUGGUGAACCCAGAAACAGCUCUAGACUGAUAUGACAUAACAUAGCAUACUUUAUUAUGACAUAACGAUUUACGCAUAACUAUUUGAAGUACAACUAACUAAGCUAAAAGUUGCUUUACCUAUUAUGAUUAAAAUAUUUUUGUUAUACUUACAUUGUGAUCAGUGGAAAAAAACAUUGUUGAAGCAACGAAAAUUAGAGAAGGUUGUAAUUUUACUAUUUAUAAAUUUUCAUUACCCCCAUAUGGUAACAAACUGUACUGUAAGUACCUAUAGCGUCUGUAACUGGACGGUGUGCGUUUGGUUCGGGUCACAGCACUCGCCCCUGCGCAGACGCAGGUGAGUCAGCAGGUGGGGUGUGUGACGGCGCGGAACCGAACUGCUCCUUGCCCUAUUUCGAUACCAAAACAACUUCCUUGCUUUUUGUUGUUGUAUUUACACAAUGGUUAUGUAAUUAUAUUAUUCUCUCUAUUAAUAAUAACAGUUUAUUUAGAUACAAACCAAAUAAAAACUGUUUCAAGAUAAAUAAACACCGACCGGUCAACUAAUACGAAGCAUUUUUUUCCUCAUAGUAGUCAUCCGGUUUAGUUAGUCGAAGUACAAAUCUUGAGAUUUUCAUAGGACAAAAAGUAAUUAUAUAAAUAAUUUAUACUAUAAGUAUUCAAUGAUGCAGAUCAGGCUGGGACUGUGCUAUCAUUAGUAUUCAACCGUGACCUUUGUCACACAAUAACAUUACGCUCAUGGAAUGGGGACGAUCAGUAUUCCACGCUGUUCCCGAUUGACCGAACAACAUGCUUCCCACCCCCACUACGAUUCCGACCUAAUUGUAAUGCAUGCGGCGGGCGCUGGUCGGCGCGCGGGCAUUGCGACGCCGGCCACCGCGCCUGCGACCAUCUGCUGCGCUGCGCCAUGGUCUGCGACGACGGCCUGCACGCAUCACCGCCUCACCAUCGACGGAAAUCGCUGCGCCGGCUCGCCUCCACACGCGGCUUUAAACCCCGCCCCGCCAAUCAAUCCGGUUGGAUACGUGUCUUUGAAGGCCUCGAACCUUUCGUAAUUGAUGCACCCAGCAAACUGCUUAGAGUCUCCAUUCACACCACUGUUGAAGACCUCAAUAAACAGCUCGGGUUCGGGGAGGAAUUAACUCUGUGGGUUCAAAUCGGAGGAGAAAAGACCAGACGUUUGGAACAGGAUGAAUACCCAUUACGGAUUCAGGAGCAGUUUUUGGCAGUCCACGGAUGGAAGUCUGAAGAGAGGCGUCUGCGAGUUGCUGUUGAUCCUGAGUUGCGACAUUCGCUGCGGUGGUGCACAGGACCAGCGGCUCGCUCUGGUGGUGUCUUGCGAUCCGGUACCUUGUACGUGCUUAAGGGACAUGUGUUCCCACAGUGGAAACCUCGCCCUGCUCACAUAAUUGGAUCAAGUUUACAUAUUUUUGGGUCAUCGUGGGAGGAAAUAGAGUUGAGUGGUGGAGCUGUUGAAAUGUGUCAACCAAAAGCGCAACGUUUAGUGAUUUGCUUAAAACCGCGUUGUCAAGGAAACUCGGUGCCAGGGGACGCUGGUAUGAAUCAUCUAUUUCUUGGAUUCAAUACAGUUUGGGAACGCAAUAUGUGGUUCAGCUGGAUAAAAGAGGGUAUUGAUAGUACGCAACCACCUAACAUCCUCGACCUGAGCGGGGGUGGACGGUCGUCCCUCGGCGCGGCGCUGUCUCAACAUGCCUCCAGUGCUUUCGCUGUCCGCGUCCUGCGCCUGCGCGGAAACUCCUUGCCGACCCUUCCGCCGCAAUUGUGGACCUUACACGCCUUGACACACCUGGAUUUGAACGACAAUAGAAUAGCUGAGCUGCCUGAAGAAAUAUGUCAGUUGACGCAACUAGAAGAACUGAAUGUAAGCGAAAACGAAUUGAAGUCAAUAGAUUGCGCGCUGAGUCUUCCCCGGCUACGGAGUCUCAUUGCCAGCCAUAAUUUUGUCACUAGUUUCGGUGUUACUUCAUCUGAGCACCCAGGUGCAAUGGGUCUAGAAGACCAGAACAAAGGCGAGCACCGCGCGCCACUCACCUGCGUAGACCUUCGACACAAUCGGCUGAAAGGAAGCAUCAUUCUUGGCAACUAUGAGGUUAUUGUGGUAUUCCAGCACCUGGUAUCCCUAGAUGUGUCCCACAAUGCCGUGGAGGUGCUGGUGGUGUCGGCACUGCGCGGGCUGCGCGAGCUAUACGCCGCUCACAACGCCUUGCAGCAUCUGGCCAUCCACGGCGCAUCGCUUAGGAUACUAAAGGCUCCAUAUAACCAAUUGGAGACUUUAACUACAACAGUACCGCCGAUAAAUCUAGUAGAGAUGGACGUGUCGAACAACAAGCUGUCAUCCCUGCCGCAGUGGCUCAGUGGUUGUUCCGACCUCACCACUCUGUACGCGAGCAACAACCAGCUGACGUCACUGCCUGACCAUCUGUUCUGCAGCGAAUUAUCCAGCCUUAGUAAAUUAAGAUUAGCACAUAAUAAAAUUGCCACUAUCCCAUCAAUGCCAAGACUAAGAGCUCCUCUGAAGGAAAUACUGCUCCACGACAAUUGCAUACAAUCACUACCAGAAAACUUCUUCUCCGUCUGUGAUAGGCUCUGCGUUUUAAACCUUUCCAAUAACAGAUUAAGUCGUCUUCCACAAGCCCGAGGCCCCUCAUCACAUUGCCUAGAGCGGCUAUACUUGACAGCCAACUGUUUAACUGAUAGCGUUGCAGAUGUCAUCAUAGCAUUCCGUGGGCUGAAGAUAUUACACAUAGCCUAUAACUGUAUAUCAAGCUUACCAGAAAGUUGUGUAAAUUUUUGGCCUGAAAUAGAAGAACUUGUAAUAUCAGGAAACACUUUAAUCAAAUUGCCGGACAAUUUACCACAGUUAAACAAAAUUAAGAUUGUACGAGCUCAUUCCAAUAAAUUACGUUCAGUACCUAUGUUUGCAUGUAGUGCUUCUAUUAAAAUUUUAGAUUUUGCACAUAAUGAACUGGAUAGUAUAGAUUUACGACUUCUUGCACCUAAACAAUUAAAGUUUCUUGAUAUAUCUUGUAAUAACAAACUACAAGUUGACCCAUCACAAUUUAACGCUUACAGGUGCCAAAGACCAUUGAGUUUAGUGGAUGUAUCUGGGAGAAAUUCAUUGCCGUGUUCACAAAAGAGUGGGUUUCAUGAAGAACUCACUGGUUCAACUCCUUGGACGACAGGGUUCACUGAAUGUCCUAACAAAUCUUUGCAAUUAUGUUGUGCUCAAAUUCGAUUACCAGCGUUUUGCAACAAAGAGGGGCUUUUCGCUGUAAUUGACGGAGAAUCUGAUCCAGAAGUGCCAAAAAUACUACAAUCAUGUCUUCCGGGUUUGUUACUUGAAGAAAAGUCCAUAAAAGAGACCAUCAAUGAAUACAUGAAGUAUGUGGUUUUAUCAGCUCAUAGAGAACUAAAAGAACAAGGACAGAAAAAAGGAGCUUGUUUAAUUAUGUGCCACUUAUCACCAGUAACUCCACUAGAUAAUGGAUUUGGCCAAAGUUCUAAACGAUAUAAUUUAAGGCUUGCUAACGUAGGUGACACAAAAGCUGUUCUUAGUAGAAGAAAUGGCCCAUUAAGUUUAGGAAUAGAAAAUAACAAGCGUUUAGGUUAUUCUUCAAAAUAUCCAAAUACUAUUCCCGAUCCAGAUGUUAUUCAAACGAUCAUUAAGGAAGAUGACGAGUUUUUAAUUAUGGCUAACGGCAAGUUCUGGAACGCAGUCAGCAUUGAAACUGCCGUUUCAGAAGUAAGAGCGGAACGUAAUCCAGUUCUAGCAGCAAAACGAUUACAAGAUUUAGCUCAAAGCUAUGGAAUUGAAGAGUGUAUAUCCGUUGUAAUAAUUAGAUUUGAUUUAGCCCGAGCUGGCGUAGAUUUACUAAUGAGGGAACUGCGGCAAACUAUAAACAGUAAUAAGUCUGUUUGUAGAUCUGAUUGUUGCUGUUCCCGCCUCGAUGCCUGUUGCCAUUCUGCCACUCCGCCUAAACCGUGUAGCGACCGGUCGUCUCCCAGCGGCCAGAGUGACCGUCCUCCAAGCGAAACUGUGAGUCAUCAACAUUCAGUUAACCAACACUAUGCCAGCGUUCGCUCACAAGCCAAAGCUUCGGAAAGGAGAAGCUGUCGCGGUGGCGUGGCUCGAGCAAUUCGCGUUCGCGUUGAAGAAGAUAAAGAAGAAGACCAAAAAAACGAUGAUCUUUCAACUUCCGACGAACAGUUUAAAUGUUGGGAGUACAUGCUAGAACAAAAUACUCAGAUGCUUUUUGACAAAGAGUUGGACAACCUUUCCAAAGGAAUUAAAUCAAACGUAAGUAGUUUAAGAAAUUUUAAAGGUCUUUCAGGUAGUAGUCCUCAGUUACAUUUAUCAGGUAAACAAAACAAAGUACCAUUUUUAUCCAAACAUUUUGGGAGUGCACGAUCAUUUGGAGCCAAUUUAAAGCCUGACCUUCGUUUUGGUUCAGGAAGACUGCCGAACGGAGGCCCGAAUGCAGCGUACUUUGGUUCACUUCAACGCUUGAUGCCGUACCAUUUAGAAUAUGAUUUCGCUGUAAUUCAGGAAAAAUCUGCGCAGUCGCAAGACUCACUAGACCUCGAAGGCCGCAUGCAACAGUACUGGGGAGUGGCAACAACUGAACUGUAAAUAAAAUAUAAUGUAAUUAAAAAUAUUUUUGUAAAUAAAACUACAGAUAGAUUA
Molecule: messenger RNA, 4740 nt
Organism: Plodia interpunctella (Indianmeal moth)
Lineage: Eukaryota; Metazoa; Arthropoda; Insecta; Lepidoptera; Pyralidae
Gene: Phlpp
Product: PH domain leucine-rich repeat protein phosphatase
Exons: 7
Coding region: 943-4686 (1247 amino acids)
Molecular function (GO): protein binding
Source: RefSeq, a predicted model, not a curated record